Messenger RNA from Schistocerca gregaria, 3951 nucleotides. RefSeq names its product microtubule-associated protein futsch-like. The transcript is spliced from 4 exons. NCBI's taxonomy places the organism in Eukaryota, Metazoa, Arthropoda, Insecta, Orthoptera, Acrididae. The record is from RefSeq and is a predicted model, not a curated record. Bases 1 to 3951 code for a protein of 1316 amino acids.
AUGAAUGAAAGUGUUGUAGAUAGAAGUAAUAGCAUCUGUAAGAAUGUUGAGGAAGUUCCGUUAGAGGAAGAAACUAUUUCAAGUCUAUAUAAUCAGUGUGGUAAUGAAGUUUGCAAGGAAAAUGUUGGUUCUGAUAGUAAUCUUGAUGUGUUUGGAUCAAGUAAAUUAAUGAAAGAAGAACCUAUCCCUGUUAAGCACUUAAGUGAUGAUACCUGUACUAGUGUACAUGUCAACAAUUCUGAUGGUCAUAGUAAAGAUGUUGUAGAAGUGUUCAGUGUUGGAGAUGAUAGCAUAUGUAGUAAUAUUGAUAGUGAAAGUGUUGGAAGUAAUGAUGAAUGUGAGGAAGAAUUAGAUGACAUGGUGUAUUUGGAGGUUAAAGAAGAUUUAAUUAGUAGUGAAGAAGAUGAUAUCAGUAGUAUUUGUGAAGAAUAUGAAGAUCAGAUUGUGCCAAUGAAAACUGGGAAGGUAUCAUCAGAUAAGGAACAUGCAGAGAGCCAUCAUAAUGUAGAUGAGAUGCUAGAAAUGUUAUGGGAUACUUACAAGGAUUAUAGUGACAGUGACAGAAUAAAAAGGGUCAUCAAGAUUAUUUGUGAAGAAUUGCAUUCCAACUGGCAAGGUAGAACCAAUCAACAGGCUUACACUGGGAUCAGUUCCGGGAAAAACAGACAGUGUGUUAAGGACAGACGUGACAUCAAGCAAUCAUCUGAUAUAGCAUUAAGUAAAAUUCAGACAAAUGAGAAGAUCGACAUUAACAAGGAAGACAAUGAAGAAGACUGCAGUGAAGACAAGUAUGCUGAAUUAGUGGCCACCAAACUAAAAGAAGCUGGUAAUUUAAAUGAAGAACAGACAGAUCAACUAGGCAGUUUGUUGUGGGAAUACAAAGAUGUGUUUAGUGAGAAACCUGGGAAAGAGGAGCAGGCCGAGACGCAGAGCGAGGCCGAGGCCGAGACGCAGAGCGAGGCCGAGGCCGAGACGCAGAGCGAGGCCGAGGCCGAGACGCAGAGCGAGGCCGAGGCCGAGACGCAGAGCGAGGCCGAGGCCGAGACGCAGAGCGAGGCCGAGGCCGAGACGCAGAGCGAGGCCGAGGCCGAGACGCAGAGCGAGGCCGAGGCGGAGACGCAGAGCGAGGCCGAGGCGGAGACGCAGAGCGAGGCCGAGGCGGAGACGCAGAGCGAGGCGGAGACGCAGAGCGAGGCCGAGGCGGAGACGCAGAGCGAGGCCGAGGCGGAGACGCAGAGCGAGGCCGAGGCGGAGACGCAGAGCGAGGCCGAGGCGGAGACGCAGAGCGAGGCCGAGGCGGAGACGCAGAGCGAGGCCGAGGCGGAGACGCAGAGCGAGGCCGAGGCGGAGACGCAGAGCGAGGCCGAGGCGGAGACGCAGAGCGAGGCGGAGACGCAGAGCGAGGCGGAGACGCAGAGCGAGGCGGAGACGCAGAGCGAGGCGGAGACGCAGAGCGAGGCGGAGACGCAGAGCGAGGCGGAGACGCAGAGCGAGGCGGAGACGCAGAGCGAGGCGGAGACGCAGAGCGAGGCGGAGACGCAGAGCGAGGCGGAGACGCAGAGCGAGGCGGAGACGCAGAGCGAGGCGGAGACGCAGAGCGAGGCGGAGACGCAGAGCGAGGCGGAGACGCAGAGCGAGGCGGAGACGCAGAGCGAGGCGGAGACGCAGAGCGAGGCGGAGACGCAGAGCGAGGCGGAGACGCAGAGCGAGGCGGAGACGCAGAGCGAGGCGGAGACGCAGAGCGAGGCGGAGACGCAGAGCGAGGCGGAGACGCAGAGCGAGGCGGAGACGCAGAGCGAGGCGGAGACGCAGAGCGAGGCGGAGACGCAGAGCGAGGCGGAGACGCAGAGCGAGGCGGAGACGCAGAGCGAGGCGGAGACGCAGAGCGAGGCGGAGACGCAGAGCGAGGCGGAGACGCAGAGCGAGGCGGAGACGCAGAGCGAGGCGGAGACGCAGAGCGAGGCGGAGACGCAGAGCGAGGCGGAGACGCAGAGCGAGGCGGAGACGCAGAGCGAGGCGGAGACGCAGAGCGAGGCGGAGACGCAGAGCGAGGCGGAGACGCAGAGCGAGGCGGAGACGCAGAGCGAGGCGGAGACGCAGAGCGAGGCGGAGACGCAGAGCGAGGCGGAGACGCAGAGCUUGGACCGCGAGCCCCCUGGGGGGGAGAGGCAGAGCGAGACGGGGGAGCAGAGCGAGACGGGGGAGCAGAGCGAGACGGGGGAGCAGAGCGAGACGGGGGAGCAGAGCGAGACGGGGGAGCAGAGCGAGACGGGGGAGCAGAGCGAGACGGGGGAGCAGAGCGAGACGGGGGAGCAGAGCGAGACGGGGGAGCAGAGCGAGACGGGGGAGCAGAGCGAGACGGGGGAGCAGAGCGAGACGGGGGAGCAGAGCGAGACGGGGGAGCAGAGCGAGACGGGGGAGCAGAGCGAGACGGGGGAGCAGAGCGAGACGGGGGAGCAGAGCGAGACGGGGGAGCAGAGCGAGACGGGGGAGCAGAGCGAGACGGGGGAGCAGAGCGAGACGGGGGAGCAGAGCGAGACGGGGGAGCAGAGCGAGACGGGGGAGCAGAGCGAGACGGGGGAGCAGAGCGAGACGGGGGAGCAGAGCGAGACGGGGGAGCAGAGCGAGACGGGGGAGCAGAGCGAGACGGGGGAGCAGAGCGAGACGGGGGAGCAGAGCGAGACGGGGGAGCAGAGCGAGACGGGGGAGCAGAGCGAGACGGGGGAGCAGAGCGAGACGGGGGAGCAGAGCGAGACGGGGGAGCAGAGCGAGACGGGGGAGCAGAGCGAGACGGGGGAGCAGAGCGAGACGGGGGAGCAGAGCGAGACGGGGGAGCAGAGCGAGACGGGGGAGCAGAGCGAGACGGGGGAGCAGAGCGAGACGGGGGAGCAGAGCGAGACGGGGGAGCAGAGCGAGACGGGGGAGCAGAGCGAGACGGGGGAGCAGAGCGAGACGGGGGAGCAGAGCGAGACGGGGGAGCAGAGCGAGACGGGGGAGCAGAGCGAGACGGGGGAGCAGAGCGAGACGGGGGAGCAGAGCGAGACGGGGGAGCAGAGCGAGACGGGGGAGCAGAGCGAGACGGGGGAGCAGAGCGAGACGGGGGAGCAGAGCGAGACGGGGGAGCAGAGCGAGACGGAGGAGCAGAGCGAGACGGAGGAGCAGAGCGAGACGGAGGAGCAGAGCGAGACGGAGGAGCAGAGCGAGACGGAGGAGCAGAGCGAGACGGAGGAGCAGAGCGAGACGGAGGAGCAGAGCGAGACGGAGGAGCAGAGCGAGACGGAGGAGCAGAGCGAGACGGAGGAGCAGAGCGAGACGGAGGAGCAGAGCGAGACGGAGGAGCAGAGCGAGACGGAGGAGCAGAGCGAGACGGAGGAGCAGAGCGAGACGGAGGAGCAGAGCGAGACGGAGGAGCAGAGCGAGACGGAGGAGCAGAGCGAGACGGAGGAGCAGAGCGAGACGGAGGAGCAGAGCGAGACGGAGGAGCAGAGCGAGACGGAGGAGCAGAGCGAGACGGAGGAGCAGAGCGAGACGGAGGAGCAGAGCGAGACGGAGGAGCAGAGCGAGACGGAGGAGCAGAGCGAGACGGAGGAGCAGAGCGAGACGGAGGAGCAGAGCGAGACGGAGGAGCAGAGCGAGACGGAGGAGCAGAGCGAGACGGAGGAGCAGAGCGAGACGGAGGAGCAGAGCGAGACGGAGGAGCAGAGCGAGACGGAGGAGCAGAGCGAGACGGAGGAGCAGAGCGAGACGGAGGAGCAGAGCGAGACGGAGGAGCAGAGCGAGACGGAGGAGCAGAGCGAGACGGAGGAGCAGAGCGAGACGGAGGAGCAGAGCGAGACGGAGGAGCAGAGCGAGACGGAGGAGCAGAGCGAGACGGAGGAGCAGAGCGAGACGGAGGAGCAGAGCGAGACGGAGGAGCAGAGCGAGACGGAGAAGGCUGCACCAGGACAUUAG